AUGUUUAGCCGGUCUGCGCUCUGCCUGACAAAGCGGUUUCGCUAUAACACAAAGUAUCCAGCUUUGGUGUCGUACAACAAACUUCCGUGGGAAAUACUGAACCAUGAAACUCCAGAGUUUCACAUGCACGUGGCACCACACUAUGAGCAGAUCCUGACGCUCGCUGCGGCUACAGUUGUGCCGCAUCUUGUUAGUAAAAAACACCUGGAGGUUCAGCCAGAGCAUCGGCUGCGGCUGCUUCCUGGGAUGCUGUACAUGCUGGACGGCGAUGGAACUCCCGAAGGUUUUACCGCCAACCGCGUUGUGGACCCGGUGGCUCUGCAGUACUACGGCCGCCUGGAAAGUUUAUUUGCACCUUUGAAGGCGGUACGGAUAUUGAUAUCGGACGAUCUUCGGCUUAUUUGCAACACUGUCACAUUUCAGGGACCUUUUCGACAGCCAGUUGCGCCGUAUGCGUCGUUGGCCUCGUUAGAGGCUGUCACGCAUAAUUCGGGUAAUUCCUUCACAUUAUUUCACUUUGUUAGACCAAACCGGCCACCGAGCGAGCUGCAGCUGGAAAAGUAUUACCUCCACGCUCCUCGUGUCUUGUCCUUGGCGGGGUUUGCGUCCACGAGCAACAGAAACUGGGAACCAAAAUUGCAGGCGCCGAAGCGCAGCAAGCGGGUGACGCCACUCCCUGCCUAUAGACCGCCCCAAAGUUAUUUGAUGGGUCUAGCAGAACGACUUGCUGUGGUGCCCGGUAGUAGUUUUGGCCGUCGCUCGUUGAUGUGGGGGCACUGGUUUUAG
Messenger RNA from Trypanosoma conorhini, 786 nucleotides. RefSeq lists its product as uncharacterized. The transcript has a single exon. The record is from RefSeq and is a predicted model, not a curated record. Bases 1 to 786 code for a protein of 261 amino acids. Lineage: Eukaryota; Euglenozoa; Kinetoplastea; Trypanosomatida; Trypanosomatidae.